Messenger RNA from Rhea pennata, 5227 nucleotides. It is a transcript of the gene INTS2, whose product is annotated as integrator complex subunit 2. Bases 58 to 3636 code for a protein of 1192 amino acids. The record is from RefSeq and is a predicted model, not a curated record. Gene Ontology annotation, biological process: snRNA 3'-end processing. The transcript has 24 exons. Lineage: Eukaryota; Metazoa; Chordata; Aves; Rheiformes; Rheidae. Gene Ontology annotation, cellular component: integrator complex.
CGGGGCGGCCGCUCCCCCGCGGGCGAGGUCCGCGGGCAGGCGGUGCCGGCCGCCGCCAUGGCGGAGUGCUCGGGGCUCCAGUUCGUGAGCCCCUACGCCUUCGAGGCCAUGCAGAAGGUGGACGUGGUGCGGCUGGCGGCGCUGAGCGACCCCGAGCUGCGGCUGCUGCUGCCCUGCCUGGUGCGCAUGGCCCUGUGCGCCCCGGCCGACCAGAGCCAGCGCUGGGCGCAGGACAAGAAGCUCAUCCUGCGGCUCCUCUCGGGCGUGGAGGCCGUCAACUCCAUCGUGGCCUUGCUCUCGGUGGACUUCCACGCCCUGGAGCAGGACGCCAGCAAGGAGCAGCAGCUGCGACACAAGCUCGGAGGAGGUAGCGGGGAGAGCAUCUUGGUGUCACAGCUCCAGCACGGGCUGACGCUGGAGUUCGAGCACAGCGAUUCGCCUCGUCGGCUUCGUCUCGUGCUUAGCGAAUUACUAGCGAUUAUGAAUAAGGUGUCAGAAUCAAACGGUGAGUUUUUUCUCAAAUCGUCUGAGCUCUUCGAGAGUCCUGUCUAUCUGGAAGAAGCAGCAGAUGUUCUCUGCAUUUUGCAAGCAGAGCUGCCAUCACUGUUGCCCAUAGUUGAUGUGGCGGAAGCUCUGUUGCACAUUAAAAAUGGAGCCUGGUUUCUGUGCCUCCUAGUGGCUAAUGUUCCUGAUAGUUUUAAUGAGGUCUGUAGAGGUUUGAUUAAGAAUGGUGAGCGGCAGGAUGAGGAAAGUGUUGGAGGCCGUCGUAGGACAGAAGCACUUCGCCACCUGUGUAAAAUGAACCCUUCCCAAGCGCUAAGGGUCCGAGGCAUGGUGGUGGAGGAGUGUCAUCUGCCAGGUCUUGGUGUUGCUUUGACCCUGGAUCACACCAAAAAUGAAUCUUCAGAUGAUGGAGUGAGUGACCUGGUUUGUUUUGUGAGUGGUUUGCUACUUGGAACAAAUGCCAGGGUUCGGACUUGGUUUGGAACUUUCAUCCGAAAUGGCCAACAGAGAAAAAGAGAUAAUAUCAGUUCUGUGCUUUGGCAAAUGAGAAGACAGCUGCUCCUCGAGCUCAUGGGAAUCCUUCCCACGGUUCGCAGCACACACAUUGUUGAAGAAGCAGAUGUUGAUAUGGAGCCAAAUGUGUCUGUGUACUCAGGACUGAAGGAAGAACAUGUUGUGAAAGCCAGCGCAUUGUUACGUCUCUAUUGCGCUUUGAUGGGAAUUGCUGGGCUGAAACCAACUGAUGAAGAGGCUGAGCAGCUACUUCAGCUAAUGACGAGCCGUCCUCCUGCAACUCCAGCUGGUGUUCGCUUUGUAUCUCUCUCCUUUUGUAUGCUUCUGGCCUUCUCCACUCUUGUCAGUACCCCGGAACAGGAACAACUCAUGGUAAUGUGGCUUAGUUGGAUGAUAAAGGAAGAAGCUUACUUUGAAAGCAUUUCUGGUGUGUCUGCUUCUUUUGGAGAGAUGCUUCUCUUGGUAGCAAUGUAUUUCCAUAGUAAUCAGCUCAGUGCUAUCAUUGAUUUAGUCUGCUCCACUUUGGGAAUGAAGAUUGUUAUUAAGCCCAGCUCACUGAGCAGAAUGAAGACUAUCUUCACACAGGAGAUUUUCACUGAACAGGUUGUCACAGCCCAUGCAGUUCGGGUACCUGUUACAGGCAAUCUCAGUGCUAACAUUACUGGGUUUUUACCUAUUCACUGCAUUUACCAGCUUUUAAGAAGUCGGUCAUUCACCAAGCACAAAGUAUCCAUUAAGGACUGGAUCUAUAGGCAGCUCUGUGAAACCACCACUCCACUUCAUCCUCAGUUGCUUCCUCUUAUUGAUGUCUACAUUAAUUCUGUUCUUACUCCGGCAUCAAAAUCCAACCCAGAGGCCACAAACCAGCCUGUCACGGAACAGGAGAUCCUGAAUGUUUUUCAAGGACUCACUGGGGGAGAAAAUGCUCGACUUGCUCAGCGUUACAGCAUCACAACACGGUUGCUUGUCCUCUACUAUGUCCUGUCCUAUGAAGAAGCACUUCUAGCAAACACAAAGACACUAGCUGCCAUGCAAAAAAAACCCAAGUCUUACUCUUCAGCAUUAAUGGAUCAAAUUCCAAUCAAGUACCUCAUCCGCCAGGCGCAAGGACUGCAGCAGGAACUUGGAGGCUUGCAUUCUGCACUGUUACGCCUUCUUGCUACUAACUAUCCACACCUCUGUAUUGUGGAAGACUGGAUCUGUGAGGAGCAGAUCACAGGCACUGAUGCCUUACUGAGGAGGAUGCUUCUUACAAAUAUUGCCAAAAAUCAUUCUCCCAAACAGCUCCAGGAAGCGUUUUCCAUGCUCCCAGGAAAUCAUACCCAGCUGAUGCAGAUUCUGGAACAUUUAACGCUUCUCUCUGCUGGUGAACUGAUCCCAUAUGCAGAAGUACUAACUUCAAACAUGAGUCGGUUGCUGAAUGCUGGAGUCCCACGGAGGAUUCUUCAGACUGUCAAUAAACUUUGGAUGGUUCUUAACACUGUGAUGCCAAGAAGAUUGUGGGUCAUGACUGUUAAUGCUCUGCAGCCUUCAGUAAAAAUAGUCCGACAGCAGAAAUACACUCAGAAUGAUCUGAUGAUUGAUCCUUUGAUUGUACUAAGAUGUGAUCAGAGAGUUCAUAGGAGUCCCCCUCUGAUGGAUAUAACUUUGCACAUGUUGAAUGGAUAUCUUCUUGCUUCAAAAGCCUACCUCAAUUCUCACCUAAAGGAAACAGCGGAGCAGGACAUUAGGCCAUCCCAAAACAAUGCAAUGGGUCCAGAGACCCCAGAAGUUACCAGGGAAGAAUUAAAAAAUGCAUUGCUUGCUGCUCAGGAUAGUGCUGCUGUGCAGAUUCUUUUAGAAAUCUGUUUACCUACAGAAGAAGAGAAAGCUCAGAGCAGUAAUACCCACAGCCUGUUGAAAAGUGUUUAUAGUACCGCUGGCUCUAAGAGCCCAGAACUAAAAGAAGAAGAAGAUAGCUUGCUGUGUAAUCUUCGAGAGGUCCAGUGUCUUAUCUGCUGUCUGCUGCAUCAGAUGUACAUAGCUGAUCCCAACAUAGUCAAACUGGUUCAUUUCCAGGGUUAUCCAUGUGAACUUCUGGCAUUGACAGUGGCAGGGAUUCCAUCCAUGCACAUCUGUCUGGAUUUCAUUCCUGAGCUCAUUGCCCAGCCUGAACUUGAAAAACAGAUAUUUGCAAUCCAGUUACUUUCAUUUUUGUGUAUCCAGUACGCACUACCUAAAUCUCUCAGUGUGGCUCGUUUAGCUAUCAAUGUCAUGGGAACCCUACUCACAGUUCUAACCCAGUCAAAGCGCUAUGCCUUUUUUAUGCCAACCCUGCCUUGUUUAGUUUCAUUCUGUCAAGCCUUUCCGCCUUUGUAUGAGGAUAUUAUGUCUCUGCUGAUACAAGUAGGCCAAGUCUGUGCCUCCGAUGUUGCCACGCAGACAAGAGACUUUGACCCAAUUAUUACACGUCUCCAGCAACUAAAGGAGAAACCAAAUGAAGUGUCAGGACUUUGUAAAGAUUCAUCCUAUAAAAGUUGUUCAAGGGACAUUGCAAGCAUGGACCCUGAUGUUCAGUUAUGCCAGUGUGUUGAAAGUACUAUCAUUGAGAUAAUUAACAUGAGUGUAAGUGGAGUUUAGGAAGAACAGAAAUGAAAUUGUACUGUAGCUAGUGUCACAGUCUAUGGUGUCUAAACAUGGAGAGAGCUGCCAAGUGAAUUGAGAAACUGGAGCACAAGUCCUUAUCUUUCAUUCAUUGGAUUAAGUUUUGGCUGAACCUUGUCAAAAGGAAGUAAUUCUUCAGAGGCUGAUGUUGCUUCCAGUGAAAACUUCUGACAACUACCAGUGAAAGUGAGCAUACUUUUUAGGCAUGCCGCAUCACUUCGUGAACUGAGCAACAAACCUAUAAAUGGUUUUAUAACACUUCUUGAAAAACAAAUGCUUAGUUUGUUGAGCAAACAGCAAAGCAAUGGGUAAGAAAAGCUUGAAGGUUGGAGAGCUUUGCUGAAGUUCGAAUGACCUAGUGUCCAUAGGACUGGAGAAUGUGGUGUAAGUAAGUUGUAGCAUUGCACUGAGACCUAAGAAAAGGCUUAAAAUUUUUUUUUAUUUGCUUUUCAAACCAUUGGCCAAAGUGUGAGUUCAUGAGAUCAGUGACUUUAAUUCAUUUAAAAAUCAGCCAGCCUUCAUUAAAAGUUUGAAACUGGUCUAGAAGCUUCUAAAAAAAAAUAUUAGUAUUACAAAAUGAGCUGUAUAAGCAUGUUUUUUUUUAAAAGAAUAUAUAUUUUUAAUGCUGCUCAGAUGUCUAGUUAUUUUUUUUUUUUUUUUGAAACACAUCACGUAGUUUAAAAGAGAUGAAAAAGACCUAGACCUAGGGAAGUAAAGCUCAAAGAUACCUGAAUUGUCAUUAGGUUAAUUUUUCUUUUUUUUUUUUAAAAAAAAAAAAAAAAAAAGUGUCAGAGGUUACUGUGACAGAAGCUGAAUUUCACUGUAGUGAAUAGAAUGAUAGAUUUUAGCCAUACCAAAGUGGUUACAUCCUAGAGACUUGCAGCUUGAUGGACAAGCAGGCUAAUACUUUUGUGCUUAAUGCACAUAGAACUGUCUCUGAAAGCAGUUGACUGUUCUCUCAUACAGGAAAACCAGACGAUUUAGCCUUGAAAGGUGUUUUGUUGCAUUGCAGAAGAGAGUAUGUGGUUCAGGAUCUGGAAGUUUCUUCAAGGCUGCCCAGGUUCUCAUAAUGGGCAGCAAACGCUUUUGCAGUCAGAGAAAUAAAAUUAAGGUUUGGCCGUAGUGCCAGAAUUGAAUGUAGUACUUCAAGAUGGUGUAACUGCUAAAGUUGUCAAUCCAGCAUUUGCUGUUUUGAAAAUGACAGUAUCCAGAGUCCUUAACUAAGAUAUUUUCAAUUAAAACUAGUUUAUAUUCCAGAAAUCAUAGUCUGAUUGUUUCGUCUGGCCUUCUGAAUGUCUUGCACAGCUCUUCUCUUAGAUGUGUUGGAAUGUGAUACAGAAAAGCUAAUACUGAAUUGCCAAACCAAGAUAUGGUACACAUUCCAGAGUUACCAACGUGCUGAUGUAAAGCCUACUGUAACAAGGUGGUAACAUCAUCUGACUACCAAGAAUAUUGUCAUUUUGAUGUAAAAUAUGUAAAUAAUUUAAAUUUAUGUAUUUUUUCCUCUUGUGCUUGUGAUUUUAUACGCUGUAGUGAUAUUUAAGUAAAAACAAGUGUAUGUUUUGGA